Molecule: messenger RNA, 1103 nt
Organism: Olea europaea var. sylvestris
Lineage: Eukaryota; Viridiplantae; Streptophyta; Magnoliopsida; Lamiales; Oleaceae
Exons: 2
Coding region: 250-840 (196 amino acids)
Source: RefSeq, a predicted model, not a curated record
UAGUGUAUACAUAUAAGCAUUCUCCUGUAUUUUCUUCUCAAAACUAUAGUUUUCUACUGAUAAUGGAAAAUUCGAAUCCACUAGCCACUGAAAGUUUUUCAUACAGUUGGUUAAUACACAAAAAUCCCUCUUCUGAUUGCUUUCUCAAUUCCCUAAAAAAUUUUGGCGAAAAUUCGAUUGAAGUUGGAUCAAAAGAACAGAAUCUCAAAUUUGAUUUUCCUGUAUCAGCAUCCCCCCUUUCCCUAGUACAUGCUGAUGAAAUUUUCUCUGAUGGGCAUAUUAUGCCUAUAUAUGUUGAAAGAUCAAAAUCUGAGGCGUUUAGUACCUCGACCUCAGCUCCAGGCACGCACGCCUGUUUCUUCGUAUUCUUUGAGAAGUCGACGUGAGUUGCUACCAGAAGGGGCACUGGAAAAGAAAUUGCUGGGACAGCCUAGGAGUACAAGGUAUUUUUUCCUCAGAAAAUGGAGAAAAUCAUCGAAAAGAGUGUUGCAGAAGUGUUUUGGAUUUUUUAGGCCAUUAUGUAAAACUUUAGGAUGUUCUAGAAAAAACAUUAGAGUGGAUGAUCUUGAGAGAAAAGCUUGUGAAGUUCAGAGUUGGAACAAUUCCCUCCAGGUAUCGCCUCGUCCUAGUAUAGCUUAUUCCUCUGUUGAUUGGGCCGAUUUCAAUGAAACUGGCAAUAAAAACGAUGUUUAUUAUGAACUCAAGAAGAUUGAGAGUCGAAAUGGUUCUCCACGAGAAUCACCACGAAUAAGUUCAUCAUAUUCUUUUAAUGUUUGUGCCGAUAUUGAGAGCUCUAUCAAUGAAGCAAUUCUAUACUGCAAAAGAUCUAUAGAAAAAUGAGAGGAUCUAUGCAUUUUUGCACAGAAGACGGAAGCAAAGGAAGGAUUAUUAAUUUGCCCGUGUCAAGAUGAUGCUACUAAUAAUCUUCUCAGUAUCGUUCCAAUUUUAUGGGGAAAAUGCAUGGAAAAUUUCUGCACGUAAACAAAAUCUUGAAAAUUCAUGUGUUCAAGACAUCAGUCUUGCUGCUGUAACCAGAAUUUUCUUCCCCGCUGUAUUUACUUGGAACAAUAAUUCAAACUGAGACAGUUCAGUUCUUGAUAGUA